CCCAUUUGAACACCAUGGUUCUAUUCAAGCGCCCUCCCGAUGAGAAGGGGUCCGUAUGGUUCUCCGUUCUGAUCGGCGUCUUCGUGGCCUUUGGCGGUCUUCUUUUUGGCUAUGACACCGGCACCAUCAGCGGCGUCAUUGCCAUGAAAUAUUGGAACGAGCGUUUCUCCACUGGCUACAUCGAUGCUGAUGGGAGGCCGGCCAUUAGCCCGUCCCAAUCUUCCCUCAUUGUGUCUAUCCUUUCGGCUGGUACCUUCUUCGGUGCUUUGGCUUCUCCCUUGCUGGCGGAUAAGAUUGGUCGGCGAUGGGGUAUCAUCAUAUCCUCUUGGGUCUUCAACUUUGGCGUGUCCAUGCAAGUAAUUUCUGUCGCCAUUCCUCUGUUUGUAGCCGGGAGAUUCUUUGCCGGCCUUGGAGUUGGCCUGCUUUCGGCUCUUGUCCCGCUCUAUCAAUCCGAGACCGCCCCCAAAUGGAUCCGUGGAAUGAUCGUAGGCGUAUAUCAACUUGCAAUCACCAUCGGCAUCCUUUUCGCCGCCAUAGUCAAUAAUGGCACUCAUGAACGGGAGGACACCGGCUCGUACAGAAUUCCCAUUGCUCUCCAGUGGCUCUUCUCGCUCACUCUCAUCAUUGGCAUGCACUUCCUUCCCGAAACUCCCAGGUAUUGCAUCAAGCGAGGCGACAUGACCCGUGCCACCCGAGCCCUGGCCAGAAUCCGCUGCCUGUCGCCCAAUGAUCCCGCCAUCCUUGCGGAGAUGGAAGAGAUCCGUGCAAACUACCAAUAUGAACUGUCACUCGGUAACAGCAGCUACCUGGACUGCUUCCGUAAGGGCAUGUUGAAGAGGAUGCUCACAGGCAUGGUACUUCAAAUCCUGCAGCAACUUACCGGCGUCAACUUCAUUUUUUACUACGGUACUCAAUUCUUCGAGAACUCGGGCAUCUCGAAUUCCUUCUUGAUUAGUAUGAUCCUAGCCACAGUCAACGUUCUCUCGACGGUCCCCGCUGUCUUCAUGUUCGACAAGUUCGGUCGCCGCCCUUUACUCUUGUGGGGUGGUGUAGCCAUGCACAUAUGCCACUUUAUCGUCGCUACACUCGGUACAUCGACAACGAGUCAGACUGCCACCGGGGUCAUUAUCGUGCUCAACGUUGCUGCUCAAAAAGCAUCAAUCACUUUUGUGUGCUUGUUCAUUGCCUUCUUCGCCGCAACAUGGGGUCCCUUGGCGUGGGUGGUAACUGCAGAAUUGUACCCACUGAAGCAUCGGUCGCAGAUGUUGAGCAUUAGCACAGCUACAAACUGGUUAGUAAACUGGGCCAUCGCCUACUCGACUCCUUACCUCGUCAACUAUGGUCCCGGGUACGCAAACCUCCAGUCAAAGAUCUUCUUCGUCUGGGGUACGGCCUGCAUGCUCUGCGUCGGCUUUGUCUACUUUUACAUCUAUGAGACAAAGGGUCUAUCUCUGGAGGAGAUCGACGAAAUGUACCAGACACCAAAUCUCAAGGCUAAGGACAGCAGCAAGUGGCGGCCGAGCGUCCAUUUCCGAGAAACCCCGCUCACGGAGAUCACAUACCACAAGGCUACUGGUGGAAGUCCUGCUCAGGCCGAGGCUGCUCCAGUAGCUGAGACCGCGGAGAGAGCUGAGCGCGAGGCUGUUCCUACCCUUCCUAAUCUUACUACAGCUCCCAAGAUUGGGCCUCCUCCUCCUCCUCCUGAAAGUGACGAUGUCCUGAAGACUCUGCAAGACGCUGUCCUUCGUCCUGCAGGAGCUUUCGCCCACCCUGCUACGCUGAACCCGGCCUGGAAUUCCCAUUCUCCCUUGUCCGCACAAAUUGCGCCGUCGAAUCUUCCGUCUUCCUCUCUUGCUUCCAACAGGUCUGCCCCGUCCCUGGGCACGACUCCCAACGAAGGUGGAACUAGUUCACCCCACCCAGCGCGAAGAAGCUUCGGGCGUUGAAUGUCAGCGGCGACAGAAUGACUUCCCACGCUCUUGCUAUACAUUUCAUCAGUGGGGUGGCAAAGCCCCGGCAUGAUCUAGUGCCGUUUUGAAAAAGCACCGUAACGGCUUAGUGGGAAUGCCUUGAUAUCGGACGUCGUUAGGCGUAUAUGAAGCGACUAAUCUGCGUUUGUGUCCGGGGAAGUCGUUUCGAGGACUCGCAGGUGGUGAGGCAUGGGAUGGAAAAAGCAGAGUCAUUGGUCAAGAACUGGGCAGUGGCUUCACAAUUGUAAGGAUUUACCGCUGGUUAUGAGAUGUAGCUGUAAUACGUGGGUUUUCAAAAGAGACUUGGCCCAGAUAGAGAAUGGUGUAGGGUGCUGCAUCGACAGGGACACACGAGCGCGGUGCUUAACGUUAGUUUACUUCUUGUGGUGGGAAGGGAUAUCGAGGACUUCUCAUCCUUGUUAAUGGCCAACUGGGGAGGGUAUCACUUGCCUUGUAUCUCUUGCAUUGGAAAAAUAAAUAUCUUGUUC
Neurospora crassa OR74A is the source of this 2458-nucleotide messenger RNA. Its product is annotated as high-affinity glucose transporter. Gene Ontology annotation, cellular component: membrane. Lineage: Eukaryota; Fungi; Ascomycota; Sordariomycetes; Sordariales; Sordariaceae. Gene Ontology annotation, biological process: carbohydrate transport; transmembrane transport. Gene Ontology annotation, molecular function: carbohydrate:proton symporter activity. The transcript has 4 exons. The coding region runs from base 15 to 1946 and encodes 643 amino acids. The record is from RefSeq and is a predicted model, not a curated record.